This is a messenger RNA of Cloeon dipterum, 1036 nucleotides long. It is a transcript of the gene Tspo, whose product is annotated as Translocator protein. The record is from RefSeq and is a predicted model, not a curated record. The transcript has 4 exons. NCBI's taxonomy places the organism in Eukaryota, Metazoa, Arthropoda, Insecta, Ephemeroptera, Baetidae. The coding region runs from base 408 to 908 and encodes 166 amino acids. Gene Ontology annotation, cellular component: mitochondrial outer membrane.
GUAUGGUUGCGAACUAAAAACAUUAUAAAAGUGACAAAGUGUAUUGCUGUAAUGCUGGGCUGACUAGUAAAAUUUAUUUUGAGAUCGUUCUUGCUCUUGCAAAAUUUUUAAGCUCUGCAAAAAUUGUUCCCGUCUUUUUGGAUUAUAUUUUUAUUGAUGAUCAAGAGAUUGCACGUCCAUCACAAGCUUAGCUCCUGUGCGAACACCUGCUCACGUCGCCCAUAAUUUCAAUCAUUUGAUAACAAACAAUGACGUAUUAAAGUAAACAAUAAAGGUUUGGGUGGGGAAAAAGCAGUGGAAGUGGCAGUCACUGGCCCAUGUCUGGGCUUUUAAAUGUUUGUCUUUUUACAGACGUAGUUUGGUCGUCAGUGAUAUCGCCUGGAGGAUCUGUAUAAGAAUAAAGCAAUAUGGUGAUCGUUUGGGAGGCAGUUGGAGCGACGAUUUUGCCAAACAUCGGAGGCUGGCUGAGUACGCCCCUAACCAUUAAAUCCGUCAAAGGCUGGUACAAGACUCUGGCUAGACCUUCAUGGACUCCACCUGAUUACGUUUUUGGCCCAGUUUGGACCUGUCUUUACACUGGCAUGGGAUUCGCGUCAUACCUGGUCUGGAGGGAUGGCGGUGGAUUUUCAGGAGAAGCCAGGACUGCCUUGACGCUCUACGGUGCUCAGCUGGCUAUCAACUGGGCUUGGUCCCCCAUCUUCUUCGGCCUGCACAAAAUCGGAGCAGGGCUCAUAAUUGCGGUCUCACUGUGGGGGACAGCAGGGGCGGCGGCGCUGGCCAUGAGUAGAGUCAACCAGACAGCAGGGCUCUUGAUGGUUCCCUACAUGAUGUGGCUGACGUUGGCCAACACCAUCAGUUUCUAUCUUUGGCGAAACAACCCUCCCCGCAAAGACAAGAAGAAAGAAUAAGUCAUGUCACGUUAAAUUUUAAUGUAGUUAGCUAGAAAAUGGGACAAAUGGUGAUUUUUCUUAUUUAUAUUAAGAGGUUGAAGGUUGUUAGUUAGAUUUUCAGAAUAAAGAAUAUCUCUGCAAUAUCA